Messenger RNA from Peniophora sp. CBMAI 1063, 417 nucleotides. The record is from the annotation of a GenBank genome assembly. Lineage: Eukaryota; Fungi; Basidiomycota; Agaricomycetes; Russulales; Peniophoraceae.
AUGUCCCCCGAUAGAUCUGUCAGCGCUUCCGUCGUCGCCUGUCGUCGCCAGGUAGAAGAUUGGCGUGAACCACAUAAGGAUAGAUUGCUCACGCAGCCACCGCGAAUGGAAGCGACCUGCAUUGUAUUCGGCACUCGCAUGGUCAGACUAUGCAUUGAGCACUCGUUGUCCUACGCUCGUUCUUGCUAUGAUGCUGGGUUCAUCGACCGCGAUCGUCUCGCCUCCUUGCCGCAGAACAACAACCUAGCGCAUAGCGAGCUGAAACCUCCGCGAGCGCUCGAUGCCACGCCUCAUCACAGCUCAAUCUCGUGCUCUGAUAUACAGCUUAUCAUGAUGGCGCUCAAAGCUGGCCACAUACGGCUUUAUGAUAUGCGGCGUCCCGUGGGCGUCGGAUUACUAUUGCACUUUGAGGGCUAG